AUGGACGUCCUGAUUUACUUCUGGGAUGACCGAGAUGGUGCUAGCUUCAGCGGCUGGUGGUUUGGUCCUGCAGUUGGAGGGGAUCAGGUGUGGGCCUACAGCCCUGACAAGUCAGUGGUUCCACCGUCUUCUCAGUGGAGAGUGCCGUAUGACGGUCCAAUUGAUCCGACCUUCAAUGUCCAAGCCGUCGGCUCUCAGGAGCAGCAGGCUUACCAACAGCUAGCACAGCAGAAUCAGCAGUACCAGCAGCAAGCGGUUCAGCAAGCCUAUCCCCACCAGGAACAGCAGGCUUAUCAGCAGCUAGCACAGCAGAAUCAGCAGUACCAGCAGCAAGCGGUUCAGCAAGCCUAUCCCCACCAGGCUGGAUACCAGCAAAAUCUGGGGCAGAAUGACUGGCAAGAUGCACAGCGCAGGCAGCAGGAGGAGCAGAACGCUGUCCAGAUCGUACGCCAGGCUAUCCACAGAGUGCGCACAACGGGUCCCGAAGCCUUGGAUCAAGCCUGUGCAGAGAUGCAAGAUGUGCUGAAUAAGAUGGGCAACGAAUGUGGCGGCAUGUGGCAACGGCUGCAACAAGAAGUCUUUCAGGCCACGCAGAUGGCAGCUGAGCGCAAGGAGAUGUAUCGGCAGCAGCGCGAGGAGGAGGAAAAGCGAAUGAAAGAGAGGGAAGCUGUUACAGCCCAGCUUCUGCAGGAUCUGUCACAGCUUGUUACGACAGCUGAGGGCAGCAUCUCAGAGCUCAAGGAGAAGUUGCAGCCGGUCAUGGACACCAACAACUUAGAUUUGGCAGAGAUUGACAAGUCAACCACUGGAUUCGACGAGGUGAAAGGCAAAGCAAAAGCCAGCUGCAGAGCCUGCUCUGAUUUCCUCCUUAGCAAGAGGUUUGCCAUGGAAGAGGCCAGAUCGGUGGUUGCAGAGACGCGGGAGCAGUUGGUACAGUUGCAGCGAAAGAUCCAUGGUGCCUUCGUGAGUAUGGCGCAGUGUGUGAAGGGAUUGGAGGCAAAGAUUGAUGGAGCUCAUCGAAAAGAGAAGGCUAUGAAGUUCGUGGAGAAGAGGGAGGAGCUGUUUCGAAAGUAUGAUGCUGAUAAUGAUGGGGCCCUGAGUGCUCAGGAAAUUGCUGCGUUCGCCCGAGGAGAGUAUUCGUUCGAAGUGCCAACGCAAGUCAUUGAGAAGCUUGUCAACGUCUAUGGUGGGGACAAGCGAGGCGUUGAGAAGAAGCAUCUUGUCCGGGUUCGGCAAGCAGUUGGUGUGGCUCGUGAAGAGGUGUGCAGCAGUGAAGAGGAGAAGGGUAGAGGUGAUUGGUUCCAGAAGCCUGAAGAAGUUGCCUUUCUUCAAGCAGCCCUGGCACGACGCAUUGCGAUUGUGGCUUACUCAAACCCGAUGCAUAGCGGAAACUUUUGUUGGCCAAGCGCAGAUGGCAGCCACUUCGAGCAGGUAAGUGCCAUGAUCAUCCAUGGCACGCGAGAGAUCCUGCAAGCAGAGACACAAAUCUUGCUGAGCCUUGUCUUUGUUGGGGUUACUGCCUUCUUGUCUGUGGUGUCCCCCACGAGCUUUGUGAGGAGUGCGAAGAUUACAAAUCCUCCGCGCAGCGAUUUCCCGCCUGUCGGGCUCGUGCACAUGCCGCGCGAUGUAACGUUCGCCUCAAAGGUUGCAGUGCAUGAGCUCCUGCACACAUUGGAGCCUCUUGGCAUCACGGCCAAGGCGUGGUUGGUGGGACCGCGGAAGCUCAUCGUUUCAGACAUUUUGAAGUCGCUUCAACGUGUUCAUCUAGAUGUUCAGGAAUCAGCCAUCUCAAAGUUCCUUGAGGCGCUCACCGACCUGGGGCUUGUAGAGGCUGGUGAGGUCGUGGAAGAUCCCAGACGUUUCCCUUGGCAGAGAGCAUUCAAGAUAUUUCAGGAUAUGCGAAGUCCAGUAUCUGCGAAUCAUGGACGGCGAUCCGUUGAGGAGCUAUUAAAUCGUGCAUGGGCUCAGCACGAAUUUGCAGUAGCUGACAUUGCAGACGAGGUCCUGGACUGGCUCCAGCAUGUUGGGGAUGCGCGUCCUGCAAAUGGCAGGGCUGACUUGUGA
Messenger RNA from Symbiodinium pilosum, 2064 nucleotides. The record is from the annotation of a GenBank genome assembly. NCBI's taxonomy places the organism in Eukaryota, Dinophyceae, Suessiales, Symbiodiniaceae.